Molecule: messenger RNA, 1425 nt
Organism: Telopea speciosissima
Lineage: Eukaryota; Viridiplantae; Streptophyta; Magnoliopsida; Proteales; Proteaceae
Product: queuosine salvage protein-like
Exons: 8
Coding region: 135-1055 (306 amino acids)
Source: RefSeq, a predicted model, not a curated record
AGCCGUUCUGGUGGUUAUUAGUCGAGACUCCGAGUAUGUUAAACGUGGGACGCAAAACGAAUAAAAAGCGGGAAACUUCGAAUGACAAAUGUAGAAAAUUCUGAGCGCGCGGAAACUCGGAUUCACAGAACGCCAUGGAAGAGGUUAGGGUGAGCUCGGCUUGGGUCGCUGGUCGUUCAACUCAUGUCGUCGUCGAUUCAACAGGACUCGAGAAAGCAGUGGAGACGAUUCAAGGUUCGAUUCCAAAAGUCCAGUGGGAUUUUGAAGGGAUUCACUAUUUCGAUAAUGGGCCUCUCACCGUUCAGUACCUGUUUGUUUUGGACGCAUUGAAUUUUUGUUUCUGGCCAGAUAAGGAUUUGAAUUAUGAUAAUUUGGCUUCUGGGCUGAAGGCAGCUCUGCAAAAUGACAAAUCAGUGUUUGAUGCUGAUCGUUUACAGAAAUACACUGGUCCUCAACUUCGUGAGUUGUUGAAAUGGCCUCGUCCACUUCCUUUGGAGGAUGAACGCAUCCGCUUGCUGCAUGAGGUUGGACAGGAACUGGAGAGGAACUUCGGGGGUAAAGCAGCCAAUCUUGUGGAGUCGUGUGGAAAGUCCGCUGUAUAUCUUGUUGCCCUCAUAACACGUCAUUUUCCUGGUUUUCGAGAUCAUUCAGUGUACAAAGGUCGCCAGGUUUUCCUGUACAAGCGAGCACAGAUAUUUGCAGCAGAUUUAUGGGGUGCUUUCAAGGGUCAAGGAUAUGGUGAAUUCAAUGAUAUAGGCGCGGUUACCAUCUUUGCAGAUUAUAUUGUUCCAGCUGUGCUUAGGAAUCUUGGUGUGUUGAGAUAUAGUUCAGCCCUGGCCAGUACUAUUGAAUCUAACAGUGAAAUUGGUUCAGGAAGUGAGGAAGAAGUAGAGCUACGGGCUUGCUCUGUCUAUGCCGUGGAGAAAAUGAGGGAAUUGAUUGAAAUAAAAUCUGGAAAAAAGGUGCUCAGUGUGGAACUGGAUCUUUGGCUCUGGUCUUUUGGGGUCCAAUGUCCAUCUCUGCAACACCACCGUACACUCUCAAUAUACUACUGAGCAAAUCAUAAGCCACAUGUGUCCUCUUGUUAUGAUGCCUUUAAGGGAGAAUUACUAUUGAUGAGUUGAAAGCUAGAGGUAAAGUUUUGGGAUGAAAGAUGUAAUUAUUAGUUUUGAUAUGUUAUUCACUCUUUUUGGAUAGUUUAUCUGCCUUAAAAAUUUUCCUGAUGAGUAAAUAAACGAAUUUACUUACAAGAAGGGGAACUAGGUAUCUGGGAAGAGGAGCAAUGCAUCCACUGUUUGGCUAAGAGUCGGUCAAAUGUAUUGUCAUCUUGGAAUAGUGAUGAACUAAAAAUACUCCUUUAGAACCAAAUUGACUAUAUUUAGGUUUUUCUACUUUUUCAAAGAUGCUAAAUUAGUUCAUUGACUA